AUGCCCUCACCACUCAACCUCAACUUGAUCAGUAAUGCCAUAGUGGCAAUAUGCGGUGUGGUCGUACUAGGUAUCUCAGCUUAUGUUGAACAUACUACCCGUAAAAUAGGAUAUACCAGUUCCACCUAUACCUACGAUGCUUUCGUGGGAGCAUUCACCCUAAUCGCCAUUCUCGCUUUGAUCGCUGUAAGAUACGGUAAACCGUCUUUUGCGUCGAUCGUCAAUGAAGUUACUUUAAGUGGAUUAUUAUGGAUCUUCUGGCUUGCUGCCGCUGCCAGUACAACGCAUUAUACCAGUGCAGACAGAGCAAUCUGUAAACACAUUGAUGAUCUAUUUGAUCUACCGGAGUUCGAAGAUGCACCUGCCGACGCUAUUGCUCUCGCUAAGAAAGUCUUCAAGUCUACCUGUCGUGACCUCAAGGCACAACUUGCCUUUUUAUGGAUAGGAUUUGUACUUCUGACUUUGACCACGGUCUAUCUCGUUUAUCUAGGUAUGAAACGUGGUAAUUCUAUGUGGAGAUCAAACCUGCGAUCAUACGAUCAUGAUGCUCACUCGCAUGCUGAUCCAUUUGCCGAUCCCGUGGGAUCUCAGAGAGGCCCUGUAGCUGGAGUAGUCGAUGAGGAUCCUGAUCAUAAGCCUUAA
Molecule: messenger RNA, 642 nt
Organism: Kwoniella botswanensis
Lineage: Eukaryota; Fungi; Basidiomycota; Tremellomycetes; Tremellales; Cryptococcaceae
Exons: 5
Coding region: 1-642 (213 amino acids)
Cellular component (GO): membrane
Source: RefSeq, a predicted model, not a curated record